Messenger RNA from Funneliformis mosseae, 723 nucleotides. Lineage: Eukaryota; Fungi; Glomeromycota; Glomeromycetes; Glomerales; Glomeraceae. The record is from the annotation of a GenBank genome assembly.
AUGAAGUUAUAUUCUGUAAAUAAUCAAGGAUAUUUGUACGGUCGAAGACAGCUUGAAAGCAAUUCCGAAUAUGAAUUAUCCCGCAAGUUCAUUAAAGAGUAUUUGAUGCUAGAUGAUUCUAUCUUUAGUCAUAUGGAUAAUUGUUAUUAUUUAGAAAAUUACUGUCAUAUCGAAAGGCGUGGUGGACAUCGAUAUUUGCGACCAUCAAAAUGCUCCAAAUUUGUUCUAGAGCAAGGAAAACAUCUAUUUUACAAUUACCAAUGGAAUUACAGUUACCAUGGAACUUUCACGGAGAACGUCAAGAGCAUCAUUAAGUUUGGUUUAAAGAAGCCUGGGUCGCGUGCGGGCAAUGAUAUAGUUAAAUCGAAACAUGGAACGGUAUAUGGCGAGGGGAUUUAUACCUCCAAAAUUCCAUUGUAUGCUCAACAAUAUGCGCCAACCGUAAAGUGGUUAGGUAAAUACAUCCAAACGAUCUUUAUGGUUAGGCAAAAACCCGAAUCUAUUGAUUUUACAAAUGGUGAACGGUCUUACACAUUAGGAAGGAGGGAUAUUCAUAAGUUGUACAAGGGUCAUAUUUCGGAAGAAGAGAUUCAAUUUGUUUGCUUUGAAGAAAGUUCAUGUGUAUUGCAUGCGCUCUUGAUAAAAGUUCAUGACAAAGAUCCACAUUCCAUUGGAGGGGAAGAUUAUAAAAUAAAAGAGAUAUUGGAUGGCCUCGCGGAUUAA